This is a messenger RNA of Cannabis sativa, 2258 nucleotides long. Its product is annotated as BTB/POZ domain-containing protein At5g60050. Lineage: Eukaryota; Viridiplantae; Streptophyta; Magnoliopsida; Rosales; Cannabaceae. The record is from RefSeq and is a predicted model, not a curated record. The coding region runs from base 439 to 2025 and encodes 528 amino acids. Gene Ontology annotation, molecular function: protein binding. The transcript is spliced from 2 exons.
UAGCGAUAAUAAUUUCCUCAACUUUUUGUUUGAUUUUCUCUUCUCUUUAUUUUUUUAGCCAAAACAAACCGUUUAUUUAGGUUUGUAAUCAUUGUCAAUAGUUUACUAAACCAACCCAAAGAAGUUUUUCUUAAACAGUCCAAAUUUCCAUUCUUUGUUUCCUACCUUGGAUUCCCACUUUCUCUCUUCUACUUGGGAAAAAAAAUACUCAUUUUCUUGUUCUCUCUCUCUACUUUCUAUAUCUUUCUUGGAUUUUCCCAUUUGAAUCUUAACAUAAUUCUUUUGUUACCCUUAAAAACUAACACUUUCUAAUUUAGCCAAAAAGAAGAACAAGAAGAAGAACUCAAUUCAGAGUUUUCUUGAUUUUUUUUUUUUUUUCAUUCAAGUUUUUGUUUUUCCUGAUAAAAUCUUCAAAUACUGAGUUAAAAUCAGCUUUCAAUGGCGGCAGAGAACUCACUGAAAUCAAGGGAAGUUUCGGCUAUGUUAAAACAGGGCUUCAUUUCUGAUACAACACUCUCAUUCUCACCAUCAAGAUCCAUUUCCAGAUUGUACUCGCCUUCAUCUUCGCCAUCAUCCAAAACCCUCUGUUCUCCUCCUCCGCCGCCAUUCUCCGCCGCGCAAUCACCCAACUCGCCGAGUCAGACUCAGAUGGCUCGUCCCACUUCUCAUAGCCAAACCCUUUACGACAUGAUGAACGAUGAGCAAUACCGCGAGUCUAAGCUCUCCGAUGAAAAGCGACGGAAAUUGCAGGAACGUGUGGCGAAGUUACUGGAAGACGCGCCGUUUCGAAUCCCCAAUUGGGGGGGAUUGGUUUCUGGUGAUGUGAGGCUCACGGUGGUCGCUAGAGAUGGUUUUAAGGUAUCCAUGGAUGUCCACAAGAGCAUACUCGCUUCCAAGAGCAGGUUUUUCGCUGAUAAACUCCGCCGUGACCGGGGAGUCUCGCACUCGGUGGAGAUCAGUGACUGUGAUGACGUCGAUGUUUAUGUUGAAGCGGUGGUAUUGAUGUAUUAUGAGGAUUUGAAGAAGAGGUUGAUUGGGGAGGAGGUGUCUAAGGUUUUGGGUUUGCUUAAGGUUUGUUCGGCUAUCAUGUUUGAUAUGGGGAUUGCCACAUGCUUAGAGUACUUGGAAGCUGUUCCAUGGUCUGAGGAUGAAGAAGAGAAAGUCAUUUCUAAUCUCAGCCUACUUCAUCUUGAUGAGACAGCUAGUGAAGUUUUGAUGAGAGUAUCGUCUGAACCAUCCACUUCGACGCAAACUGAUGACAUCCUCAUGCAAUUAUUGACUGGUGUUCUUCAAGCUAAAGAUGAUAAAGCUCGUCGAGAAAUGAAAAAUGUCAUUUCUCGUCUGCUCAGAGAAGAUGCACCCAACAACAGCAACAGACUUGACAUUUCCAAAGACACACUUUAUCAUCUUUGUCAUAGAUGUAUCAGUUCUCUUGUCCUAUGCUUAUCAGAAGCUACAAGCAUUGAUGAGACUCAACGGGAUCGAGGAGUUGUGAUGAGUGAGAUUGCUAGAGAGGCUGACAAUAUUCAAUGGAUUGUUGAAAUUUUGGUGGACAAGAAAAUGGCCGAUGAAUUUGUGAAAUUGUGGGCAGAUCAGAAGGAGCUUGCACUCCUUCAUUCCAAGAUUCCCACCAUGUACCGUCAUGAAAUCAGCCGAGUAACUGCUCAACUCUGUGUUGCAAUAGGCAGAGGGCAUAUCUUGGUACCAAAAGAUACUCGGUCUGCCCUGCUUUCGACAUGGCUGGAAGCACUUUACGAGGACUUUGGAUGGAUGAGAAGAGCUUGUAGAUCUGUUGAUAAGAAGGUAGUUGAAGAUGGACUUGGCCAGACAAUUCUUACACUGCCAUUGCCUCAGCAACAAGCCAUUUUACUCAAUUGGUUCGAUCGGUUUCUUAACAAGGGAGAUGACUGUCCCAACAUGCAAAAGGCAUUCGAGAUUUGGUGGAGAAGAGCAUUCAUCAGAGAACGAGCGUCCGAGCAGAAUAAUUCUCAGUUGCAAAUAACAGUGUGUGAUUAUCCAAGCUAAAUGGUGGGUUAUCUUUUCUUGACCAUUUUACAAAAGGGAUAAAGAAGAAGAGCAACCCAAAUUAAGUGUACAUAACAAGGAACAAUUCUUUUUUGUUCAGUUGGCUUUUUUUGUUAUUGGGAAAUUUAUUUCUGAGGGAGGUGAAGUGAAGUGAAGGCUCCCUUAUACAGAUCCACGUAUGGAUAAAAAAGACCAUUUAAAGAGUUAAUGAAAAACAAUAUUCUUAAUUUCCA